This is a messenger RNA of Suillus clintonianus, 783 nucleotides long. RefSeq lists its product as uncharacterized. The record is from RefSeq and is a predicted model, not a curated record. NCBI's taxonomy places the organism in Eukaryota, Fungi, Basidiomycota, Agaricomycetes, Boletales, Suillaceae. The coding region runs from base 1 to 783 and encodes 260 amino acids. The transcript is spliced from 3 exons.
AUGCUGCCAUCCACGCCUCCUCGGCGACCUCACCAUUCUUCGUUUGAUCUUGCUGGGAGUACCGACACUUCCGGUCGCCGUCCAAACUCUCCUCCGAGCUCUCCCUCAUUAUUAUCCAUGACAGGAUCAGCAACUAGCACUACCUCAGAUGCAGAGGAUAAAUAUCCGUUGACACCCAAUUCCAAGGGUUCCGGCGGCGCAUGUCGUAUCGCCAACACCUCUGAAGGGGUUGGAUCGCCAACUCCGAGUCAUUCCACCGAGAACCAACACAGCGACGCUCCCCCUCCCGAUGGGUGGAUCAAUUCGUCUGAAGACCACCGUGUCCUUGACAGGCUGUUGAAUAACAUUGUCUGUGACCAGGGCAUAUCGGAAAUUGUCGAACAGAAGGUUAAAGAUGCGUAUUUGAGGCAUUUGGGGCGGCUCAAUGCGAACUAUUUCCACCGCGUUAUUCACUUACUGGAAGCAAUUCGGGAGCGGGAACGCAUGCGCUACUUCGUCUCAUGCUGGGACAUCGCGGUAGUCCAAAGAUGGGAAGCUGUUGCUGUUUCUGCGUCUGAUACAUCGAAAUCGGACUUCGUUAUGGUAGAGCGGGAAUUGGGAAUGGUAUUGGACAUCCUUUCUCAACGACUGUCAUUACCUCGUGUACCUCCCACAGACUCGGAUAGUCAGCAUCUCCUUACCGCCCGUGACAACGAUAGGAGAUCUGUCCGGCGGGCUGACGACGUACUCGGCUUUUUACAGGCUCAUGCUCCUCCUAUGGAGAAAUGUCUUGUGGAUCACUAG